AGAGAUCCCACAGUGGAGCGAGAUCGUCCAUCUAACCAAGUGAGACAGGAUGCGCAGCCCAAUUGCAGCUGACUCCAAACAGGACUCGCCUUUCCCUCUCCCUCUCAUCUCCUCUCCUCUCCUCUCCUCACUCACACCCUCAUCUCAGGGCGCCCUUCAUCGCUCUUUCUCCUCGUGUCUCCCAUCUGGUCUGCCAUGCUGGUGCCCUGCCGUGACUCCCAGUGGCGCACUGACCGUUGCAAGUCCCCGUGUGACUAACUGCUUUGCGCGUGCCACAGAGUAUUGCACAGCACCCUCAACUCUAGUCUGUACACCGAGACCACAGCAUAGCAUAGCAAGUACGUACCAAGCUAGCUAGGUAGACUCCAGUCAGGCAGACGUCUUAACUUUCCCUCUGUCUGUCUCUUCUCUACCGAUCAACCAAUCUUCUACUACGUUCCUCUGUAUCUGGACUGGAUGCCCUCGAGCUGCCCUUGAUAUUCGGCGGUCAGUACAACCGCAACCUCUGUGUACCAGGACGACCAUGACCGCUACACCGGACGGGCGAACUGGAGCAUACGAAAAUAUAUAAGUAAGCUGCAUGCCGACCUGAUCUGCAGCGGAAAGGGAACGGAGACAAGCAUCAGACAAGCAUCAGACAAGCAUCAGACAAGAAGAGAAUAAGAGCAAGCAAGCUUCGAGUAUCGGAGACCAGGCAGAGGUGCAAGCAUGGUAUGUUCUCUCCUGCAGCUUACCCAUUUCAACAAUUACCCCUUCCUACCUUGCAUAAGACGAGUCAAGGUUAAUCGUUGUACCUGCAGGGCUCCGCAAUCAAUCUCGACGAUAUCAAACGCUACGAAGUCACAGAAGUCUACUCCCACCCCGAUGCCAAAGUCGAUAUUGUCCUCGUCCACGGUCUGAAUGGCAACCCAAGAAACACAUGGACGGCUCCAAAUGGUGUCUUCUGGCCUAGCCAGCUUCUGCCAGCUUCGUUGAGGAAUUACCAAGCGCGCAUAUUGGUAUAUGGAUACAAUGCAGACGUAUAUACAUUCGGUAGCUCGAAGGGAGGUCCAAGUUCGGACAUGAUACAUCAACAUGCACAAACACUUCUUGCUAAUCUAGCUCUCGAGCGGAAGAGUGAAGAGGUUGGAGAACAUCCCAUCAUAUGGGUAGCACACAGCUUGGGAGGAAUACUAGUCAAGCGUGCACUCGAACUAUCUUUCGACCUUCAAGGCAACCAUGACGAUGAUCUACGAUCGAUAUUCGUUUCAACAUUCGGUGUCAUCUUCCUAGGAACUCCACAUACUGGAGCCGACCCCGCGAAGUGGGGUUUGAUACUCCAGGGCAUGGUCAAUGCCAUGGUCCCAAAGAAGCUUUUCGAGACCCACUCCCAACUCGUCAAAACCCUGCAAAGUAACAACGAAAUCCUCCAGAAUAUCAACCUCCGUUUCUUAGAUCUCUACCCUAACAGGUUGCGCAUAUGCAUGGUCCACGAAGGCCAUCCUACAGAUCUCAAAGGCACCAAACAUCUCAUCGUUGACCAGACAGCCGCCAGUCCUCAACUACCCGAUGUCCAAUAUUUUGGUAUCGAAGCUACGCAUUCGGGGAUGUGCAAAUUCGGGAGCAAAAAUGCGCCGGGAUUUACGAAUGUUUCUGUUACGCUGAGGUCGUGGGUUCAGGAGUGUCCGGAGUUUAUCCAGACGAGGUGGGAGGCUGAGAGGAUGUUCAGGAAGCAGAAGAGGGAGGAUGAGAUUGCGCAGCUCCAGAGGAUGUCUGGACUGUUACCUGGUACUCCGCAUCUGACGAGUACCCCGAAUACACCUGGUAGGUCGAGUCCAUAUCCAACUCAGCCACCAAGCAUGUUGCAAGGUCCAUUCAAGGACGGUUGAAGGGUUGGCGAGGCGUUAUUCUUGCUCGUUGACGCAUCUCUUUCACUCAUUUCUAUGUUACUUUGCAAGGAUUUCUUUUUGCUCAAAAUUGCUCAAAUUGGUGGAUCAGGGCUGAUUUUCUUUCUUGUAGAUCCGGGCUCUGUACAUAGUUCAAUGGUCAUUGCGAAAUCAACCAUCAGUAUCGCACCUGAUGACCCAGCACAAGAUGCACCAUACUUUAUCAAACCAUCCGGCUUCCGUCCAAACUCUCUUUUUGUAGGUAGGGAAGCUGAGUUGGAACAGAUGCACAAGAUGUUGUUUGACAAGAAGAGAAGAGCUGAUGGUACAUCUGCUGUUCUGCUGCAAUCUCUCCCUGGUGGAGGUAAGACUCAUCUAGCACGACAGUAUGUGUAUAAUCACAAGGACGAUUUCCCUGGUGGGAUCUUCUGGUUGCGAGCUAAGAGCGAAACGGAACUUGCAGCAGGCUUCUGGGAUAUCGCACGCAAGGCAGCGCUCAAACACCUUGUCGGUACCGAAGAUGCCGCUUCUGUGGAUGAUCCAGAACAGUUCAUCAAGAUGGUUAGGAAAUGGCUGAACGAUCGCCAUGAUUGGCUUAUGGUCCUCGAUGGGAUACAUUUUACGCACUCGAUGCUGAGGAAGUUCAUCCCUGAUAGCACGAAUACGAGUAUCAUAUAUACCUCGACCGAGAAAUCAGUCAUCGGGGAUCAUCAUUUCAUGAAUCCACAGAUGAUCAGACUACCGCUUCUUUCUGCGAGAGAGGCUCAGAGAUUACUUCUUCUUGAGCUAGGGAGGACAGAACCAUUUGCGAAGGAUGAUCUGAGGUACUCGAUGGAACUUGUUCAGUCGAUGGGUUUCCUGCCUGUGGUUAUCCAUGCAGUUGCUCGACGACUGAAGACGACUGACGAACCGCUUUCAAAGUUCGCGAGAACUUAUUCGUCGGAACCAAGACUCAGAGGUCUAGGCACGUAUAUUGCGGUAGUGGAGCAGUUGAAAAGUCGAGGUGCAACAGAAGCGCUAAACUUGAUCAAUAUCCUGUGUUUUUUCAGCCAGCAUAUCCCAGUCGAGAUGAUUUCCCUAGGCUUGAAAGCACUUCCUUCAAACGUUUCCGUCAAAGCCUUCGAACCUGUGUCAGGCAAUUCACUGAACAACACCUUCAAAAUCCUCAACACAUUCGCCCUCAUCGAUCGCAACGACCAUGAGCAAGACUCUGACAAAGAGGCACCAGUCCAAUCAUCACAACAUUCUCAAAGCUCAAAGCGCAGCAGAGAUAUGCUAGCAGACAACGUUGAUGUCAUCCGCCUUCACAGCGUCGUCCAAGGCUUUUUCGCAGACACCCUCGCCGCGGACGGCUCCCUCCUCCUUUGGCUAGACCGCGCAAUCCGUCUCUUCUGCUGCAGCUAUGACAUGGCCAAUGAGCGAAUCUCACGGAAGACUCACGCGGGUCUAGUAGAGGACUACAGACUGUACGAAAUCCACGGCAACAAACUCUUUGAACAUCUGAGCAAACACCUCUCUAAGCGCCUCUCUGCCGCUCAGAAAGAAAUCCUGCAAGAAGCAGAUGACAGUCUAGCCCAACGAAUCGUGUCCAUCAGAACGGAAAUCGAUCGCCGCACUCCUGAGAGCUCGAGUGUUAUUGUCGCUGGUAAUGGGAGUGGUAGGGAGGUAUUCCAAACAAGUAUCUUCGAUCGCACGAGUUCGUCGAGUGAUGCUGGACCUGAGACACCGGGAAGAUAUGAUGGUUUGAACCUGAAAGGUGGCAUCUCGACGUGGGGCAUGGAGCCUGAAAAAGCGCAAUUCGAAUCGCCUGUGAGGGAUAAGGAUGACGAGUACAGCAAGCGCAUGGACGCUAUCUACAAGCAGCAUUUCCCGCUCCCUAUGCCUGAAGAUCCGGGGUAUGAAAGUGAUAGGGAGGAAGCGGGGAUUAUUGCUGUUCCUACUGGCAUCCAGUCACCACCGACUUCCCAACCAGUACCGCAGUAUGUGAGGCUUGACAGUCAGAGACCGGUGAGUGUGGAUGCACAGUGGGAACUUGUACAGCCAAGACAUCAACAUCAACGUCCAAGAGCUCGACCGAUUCCAAGUCCGCUGUACCGCACCCUCCCUUCAAUCAAGAACAAGAAUGGAAAUCUCGACUACCGCGCUGUGAGUGCUGGUGCGAUAACACCACAUGUCAGUCAUGACCAAGCACAUGGUUUCCUCCAAGGCGGCAGCAGUACUCCUACUUCGCGAGGAACAUCUCGUGGCCGGCUCUCAUUUUCUAGUGGAGCAGGAACGGGAACGUUAAGUGGACAAUCUGGUGCGGAAGUCAGUCUUGCGCGGAUGAGACAGAAUAGUCCGUUGAGUCCUAGAGGGGGAGGUAUGAUUCAGGAUCGGAGUCGGAGGUCCAGUUCGCUCAAGCCGCUUGAGCGGGUUGAUGACUGGGAGAGGGAUGGAGAAGCGAAGAAGGAGAAUCAGAGUCAGAGUCUGAGCCAAAGAGGUAGGAUGAUGACUGGUCUGGCUAGCUAUGCUGCUGCUGUUGCUGGACCUACCAGAGAUACGGUCGAGGGGCUGAGGGACUUGGUACGUUCUGCUGUUGGUGGGACUGCUGCUGAGGAAGAGGGAGAGGGGGAGACUGCUGUCGUUGAUGAUACUCCCGAACCCGAUCACGAGCCCAGCGUCCGAGAAAGACAAGAACGGCACCAUCUCUCAGCUAUGGAAUCACUGCAGAAGAUACCUCAUUCAUCAGCGCACCAAACCUCCCCAGUCCUCAUGCCGCCUUAUCCUCCGUCGCCGAACCUCACGCCUGCUCGUGGAGAUGGAGAGCAGUAUUUCGCAACGCAGGAGAACGGAAAUGGGAAUAUCUAUCCUAGAAGAGAAGGCUUCCCGCCCCUGGAGCUCAACAACGCAACUGCAAAUACAAAGCUUGGCCCCACACGUCCUAUCAAUUAUCAUGCACGCGAAACACAAUCUGAAUCUUUGCCUGUGAGCUUAAUGACUUCGCGGUCGAAUGUCGAUGCUUAUGGAAAUACAGGAUUUGGAGUUGGAUUUAGCCCUGAUCUUGGGGGUGUGCGCCGUGGAGUUGGCAAUGGGGAUGGUGAGAACGAGACAGAUCUUCUAAGUCUCUCGUAUCCUGGCGUUAGGGUCCAUCGACGUCCUGGAUUCGUUGACGGUCCGUAUGUUCCUGGACGGUCGGAAUUCUCGAACAUGGAUCUGGAUUCGGAUCCGGGUACAGGUCUAGGUAUCGGCGUUGGAGAUGGGAGGAGAGGGUAUGGAUAUGGCCAUGUUAAUCAGAGUCAGAGCCAGCCGAUGACUCGUGAUCCUUCUGGUCAAUCUGGACAGUCUUUACCGAUGAGCGAUAUCCAGGUGGGUGGGGUGGUGCAGAGGAGUAGGAGGUCGAGUAAGGCGGAGACGGAACCGGAUUUGAGGGGGUCGGUACGGGAUGGUGGGAUGGGAAUGGGGAGAGAAACAAGUGGAGAGCCGGGAAAGGAGAACAGGAAUAGGUUGGAGUUUGCGAGGGCGGCGUUGAUUGAGAGGUUGGAUGAGUGGGGGUUGGAGGAGAAGUGAGUUCUUAGCUUUCCUUCCAGGAGUCAUACCCUCUUGAUUCUUCAAAUGUUUCCUUUUAUUGCCGCAGACCUCUCCUUCUUUGCUCAUACAAUUUGGGAGGAGACUAAUAGAUUCCAGCUCUCCACCACACCCACAACCCCAAUCCCCACGCAGACCAUCAUUCAACCCCACCGCACCCACAUUCGCCCCCUCCUUACCACCCAACCCAAACAAUCCAAGUCCAAACCCAAACACAAGUCCCUAUCUGUACCCCGAACCCGACAUACCCUCCCCAUCAUUCGCUUCCUACACUUCUCCAUACCCACCAGAUAAUGCACCGAAUCCGAACUCUGCGUACGGAAGUGGCUAUCAAAGCCCAAAUCUACGCACUUCUCCACAAUUCCAGCAACAGCAACAACCAAAACAACAGUUGUAUAAUCCCUCCUCCCCACCCCAACACUACCUCUCACCAGAUCUCCGAUCCCGAUCCAGACCAGUAACCUCCCCACCACAGCAGCCAUCUUCCCCUCCCCUCGGCGGCGAGAGAAUGGAUCGUCACUCUUCUGGCUCAGGGUCAGGUAGCGGUGGUGUCAGAUAUACGACUUCGAAUGGAAGGGGGAUGGGUGUGGAAAGAGGAAUGGGGAUUGAGAGAGGGAUGGAGAGGAUGAUUGCUUUCGGUGAUUAUCCCGAGCCGGUGGAUUAUGUGCUUGCGAGGGAGAGGGUGCUUAGGAGUUGGGGGGAGAGGGAGAGGAGGGUUAGGGAGGCGAGGGAGAGGGGCUUGGGAAGUCGUGCGUUGUGAGGUAGGUGGGAGGGCGGAAAUGGUGGAGAUUUUUAAGGACAUUGAGUGGUCUUUAUUUCUAGUGAGAGGUUGGGGUUGAGGGGGGUUUGAGGUUUUUUUUUCCACUGGUCAUGUUCUUUUUUUACUUUUCUUGUGGACUCGGCGCUCGGAUUUGAGAUCUUGAGGGUUUGAGAUUUUGAGGCGUUUGGGGAUAGGUUGGGUGGGUGGGUACCUGCAUUAUACGGCUUUGGUAUGGUGUGGUUGUGAUAGGUAAUUGGUUGUACUGGCUUUAGUUGUGGCAUUUACUUGGCGUAGGUGGAGGUGGAUGGGGAAGGUGUACAGAGAUAUCUGGGGCAUUUUGAAGGGGCAUUGCAGGUGUAUUGAGAAUGUUUGUGCAGGGCAUGGUAUAAAUAAGUGCGUGGAGGGAGAGGGAUAUGGCGUACAUGAGCUGGAGAUUAAGGAUGAGGUUGAGGGUGUAAGAUGGAGAUGUGAGAUGGAGUUGGGGGGAGGUGCAUAAUAUGGCGUAACAUAGCUACCUACUUAGCAGAAUAUACAUGGGGAGAAGUAGAGAGAAUAGAGACAGAAGUUCA
This is a messenger RNA of Cadophora gregata, 6758 nucleotides long. RefSeq lists its product as uncharacterized. The record is from RefSeq and is a predicted model, not a curated record. The transcript has 3 exons. The coding region runs from base 1923 to 5411 and encodes 1162 amino acids. NCBI's taxonomy places the organism in Eukaryota, Fungi, Ascomycota, Leotiomycetes, Helotiales, Ploettnerulaceae.